Messenger RNA from Camellia sinensis, 704 nucleotides. RefSeq lists its product as uncharacterized. NCBI's taxonomy places the organism in Eukaryota, Viridiplantae, Streptophyta, Magnoliopsida, Ericales, Theaceae. The record is from RefSeq and is a predicted model, not a curated record.
UUAUAAUUUUUAUUAUAAGCCCCAUUUUAUUAACAGACAAAGUGUAGCCUAAGCCCAAAUUCACCAAACCCUAGCAGCCAUCAACGAAGUUGAAUACAGAUUAUGGAGAUGACGAACGACGACGAUGACGAUGAGGUCGCGAGCCAUCUCUCUCUCUCUCCUUCCUUCCUCCUGUGUCCUGGCCGUAUUCAGUGCUCAUGUUGUGUCGUGUCGACACAGGUACAAGAUGGCCGUAUUCAAAGAUGGCGUCUCUUUUGUCUUGCUUUUGGUUUUGUUUUAUUGCUGUUGGCACCAGUGGUCAGCACUUGGGUUCCCUUCUAUUAUCCUUCUUUUUCAGACUGCUGCUGAAGUUGGUUUAGGGGAUGAAAUUAUUACCAACUGGGAGGAAAAAUGUUUUCGACCUCACUCUAUAUGGAUCGUUGCUUGGAGCUGGUUCCUUCCUGUUACAUCACUUUUCAAUGUUGGUCAAUUCAAUUCUUGUCAGUUUUGGGCUGAGUGAAGAGAUGCACAACCCUGUAUGUCCUUCUAACAUUAUGUUUAUAUAAUCAAGACUUGUUUACCCAAAGUAAUUGGCUUCAUUUGGUCUGGAAUGUACUGUAUUUCAAUUUUUUAGUGAUUUAGUAUGAUAAAUAGACUAAAUGUUUGUUAAAUAGCUUAUUAGUUGUAGUAUAUAAAUAGGUGAUGUAAUACCCCAUUAGUUUUGG